Molecule: messenger RNA, 1167 nt
Organism: Penicillium nucicola
Lineage: Eukaryota; Fungi; Ascomycota; Eurotiomycetes; Eurotiales; Aspergillaceae
Exons: 1
Coding region: 1-1167 (388 amino acids)
Source: RefSeq, a predicted model, not a curated record
AUGGCUGAAAUUGCAGCCAGUGCCGCUUUCGCAACGGGCAAAGAGGCUCUGAAUACACUGAACAAUUGGCUGGAUGAUGUGGAAGUUGCAAAGUCCUGGUACGGAAAUAAUUAUAGAAAGUUCACAGGGUCAGGCAAACGGAUAGGCAGGACGUUAUUUCGUCUCAAGAUAACGGGCGUGUUCACAAUCAAAAAGAACGACUGGCAAAAAGUUAUCGAAGAAUGCCUGUCAGACUGUUACAACUGGCAUCGUCAAACCGAAGGAGGAGAGUGCUGUUGGCUAAGACUCUUUACUUCAAUGUCUGACGAUAUGAAGCGCAGAUGUUUACAACAGUCUAGGAGCUCUAUUCAAUCACUUGCAGUUGUGGAAUCAAUGCCUGCCGCUCGGAUCGACUUGUGGGGCUUGGUGGUGUUCGCCUUUGCGAAUGGAGCUGAUCAAAGGGUCAGGUCAAGUUCGACCGGAAGCUUCUGUGCAAACUUGUAUGCCAUUGAUUUCACACUCACGAUCUGGCAGUACGAUAUGGCUGGACCAAUCUGCGCACAUAUUGAGCCCAGGGAGCAGGGCCAGGAAGACCGGACCAUGCUAAGUUCAUCUGAAUGGAAUAACUUACUUUGGAGCGGUCAUACCUUCAAAGAGUGUGAUCAUAUACUGGGAUGGCCACCCUCUGCGGAUCCAUCAGCGGAUGCGCCUGGUGAUUUGAUCACAAAUGUGUUGGAUAGGGAGCUGGCCCAGAUCGUCAUGGACUAUACGUGGACCCGGAUACUACAAGAGAAACUUCGCAAGUUAAUAUACGAAUGUCAUGACAGCUGGGAUGACUUGAAAGCCCUCGCUGGGGAAGACCAAAAACCUCGCAUUGAGGUCAUCCAACGGAAUCUGAAGGGGUUGAAACUUCUUUUGCUCAAUGAUUCUAUUCUACCGGAAGCAAUAGUUCAAGAACAGAGGAAGGAAGACACACUGCAAUAUGCUCAAAAGCAAUUGGAAUUCGUCGGGCAUGAACUCAGCCCAGACGGUUCCAUGAAACAACCACGUUUGCGUGGAAUAUUAGAAACACGACUGCUGCCACUGCAACAGCAGAUUGUUGCCCUCGUUCGGUUAUUAACUUUACCAAAAAUGGUGAUCCGUCAAUUGAGCACACGAGGCACGGGCACGCAUGUUUCUCUCGCAUGA